CGAGAACUGCCGCGACGAACCAGCGUCCGCGACGAUGGCGCAAUUGCGGCGGUGACUCCCCACGUCUCAAGCCCGCCUGCGCUAAGGUGCCUUGCAGGCCCUGCUGCAGAAUGACUUGGAGGUUUGCUGCUUCUUGAUGUACACUUGAUUUCCCUGACGCUCAACUCCUCACUUCCAUUCAUCUGGACCUCUGCCUCUGCAUUGUGAGCGGCGAAUUGCACCGCGUCAUCACCGAUAACGGCCUUGGUAGCUAGACUACAGAGCCGCCACACGUCCAUCCCAGACGUCCCGUCCAUCGGACGCACAACCACUUCAACAAUGGCUGGCGAACCGUCCAAGAGCAAAGGCCCCGUGCUCGACAUUGACGGCCACAACCUGCCGCCGUCGCCGGCACCAAGCACCCCCCGCAGUGCAGGCAGGAAGUAUGCCCUCGCUACAGAGCUCGUCUACACGGAGAGCACCGACCAGUACAACGCCAGCUCUGUGCCAAUCUACCAGUCGGCCACCUUCAAGCAGACCAACGCCAACGGCAGCGGCGGCGAAUAUGACUACACCCGCUCCGGCAACCCGACACGAACGCACCUCGAGCGCCACCUGGCCAAGAUCAUGAACGCCAACCGCGUCCUCGUCGUCGGCUCCGGCAUGGGCGCCCUGGACGUCGUCACGCGCCUGCUGCGCCCGGGCGACGAAGUCGUGACCGGCGACGACCUCUACGGCGGCUCGAACCGCCUGCUCAAGUACCUCUCGACCCACGGCGGCAUCAUUGUGCACCACGUCGACACGACCAACCCCGCCGCCGUCGGCAAAGUCCUGAGCAGCAAGACGGCCCUCGUCCUGCUUGAAACGCCCACAAACCCGCUCAUCAAGAUCUGUGACAUCCCCACCAUCUCGCGCGCCGCCCACGACGCCAAUCCGGCGGCCGUUGUCUGCGUCGACAACACCAUGAUGUCGCCCAUGCUCAUGAACCCGCUCGAUCUCGGCGCCGACAUCGUCUACGAGUCCGGCACAAAGUAUCUCUCCGGCCACCACGACCUGAUGGCUGGCGUCAUCGCCAUCAACGACAGCGCUCUGAGCGAUCGCCUGUACUUCACCAUCAACGCGUCGGGCUGCGGCCUUUCGCCCUUUGACUCGUGGCUGCUGCUGCGAGGCGUCAAGACGCUGGGCGUGCGCAUGGAGAAGCAGCAGGCCAACACGAUGCGCAUCGCGACGUUCCUGGAAUCGCACGGAUUCAAAGUCCGGUACCCCGGCCUGAAGAGCCACCCGCAGUACGAGCUGCACUGGAGCAUGGCGCGGGGCGCGGGCGCCGUGCUCUCGUUCGAGACGGGCGACGUUGGUGUGUCGGAGCGCAUCGUCGAGAGCGCGAAGCUGUGGGGCAUCUCCGUCUCGUUCGGCUGCGUCAACAGCCUGAUCAGCAUGCCGUGCCGCAUGAGCCACGCGAGCAUCGACGAGAAGACGCGGCGCGAGCGCAACAUGCCCGAGGACAUCAUCAGGCUGUGCGUCGGCAUCGAGGACGCUGACGAUCUCAUCGACGACCUCAGUCGUGCUCUCGUCCAAGCCGGCGCCGUCAACAUCACGCCCGAAGGCUUCAGCGCCCUGACCCUGUCUUCUGCGGCUGAGGAUCUGCCCGCCAUCGCGCCCGCCACCGAGGACUAGCCAUCUUUCGCUUUUCUUACAAAAGUCACCUCUGUCCUGUCGAGGAGGCGGCAGCCGAGUUCCGAGGCGGCAGCCGAUGAAGUCCACCACCGCCUCCUCGCAGGUUAACGUGCACACCCCAAGCCGCCUCUGUCACUCCCCCCCAUGCAACCGGGGGCAGUGUUAACGUGGUAUUUCAUUUAGCUUUGCAGUUGUCUCGUUGGAUCGCGUACAUGUAGCAAGCGCGAGUUUAGGAGCUAUAUCCAGUCAAUUCAAUGAAACUGUUCAUUCCCACC
This is a messenger RNA of Didymella exigua CBS 183.55, 1928 nucleotides long. Its product is annotated as cystathionine beta-l. The transcript is spliced from 3 exons. Gene Ontology annotation, cellular component: cytoplasm. The record is from RefSeq and is a predicted model, not a curated record. NCBI's taxonomy places the organism in Eukaryota, Fungi, Ascomycota, Dothideomycetes, Pleosporales, Didymellaceae. Gene Ontology annotation, molecular function: pyridoxal phosphate binding. Gene Ontology annotation, biological process: transsulfuration; 'de novo' L-methionine biosynthetic process. The coding region runs from base 319 to 1653 and encodes 444 amino acids.